Messenger RNA from Trichoderma reesei QM6a, 334 nucleotides. RefSeq lists its product as uncharacterized. The record is from RefSeq and is a predicted model, not a curated record. Bases 14 to 226 code for a protein of 70 amino acids. Lineage: Eukaryota; Fungi; Ascomycota; Sordariomycetes; Hypocreales; Hypocreaceae. The transcript has 4 exons.
ACCAACCGCAAACAUGGGCCUGAUCGACGCCAAGAACAAGGUGCCUGAGUACCAGCGCUUCUACCAGGCCGCCUACAAGGCUCACACCCGUCUGUGGAAGAUUCACCCUCGAAGCCGCUGGUACAUGGGCCCCUACCUCGUCGCUCUCUGGGGAGGUUUCGGAGCUUCCAUCUACGCUGCCAGCCGAAAGGUCGCCGGCCACAACACCUGGUUCGGCAAGGAUUAAAGCAUCAUUAUUUGAUUGGGACAGGCGGGUCAAGAUCAUUGCGACUUGCACUGAAUCGAGGUUCAGGGAAAUGUAUGUCUUAUAGACAGUAAAUAUAGGAUUUUCAAG